Topomyia yanbarensis is the source of this 1017-nucleotide messenger RNA. RefSeq lists its product as uncharacterized. The transcript has 2 exons. The record is from RefSeq and is a predicted model, not a curated record. Bases 1 to 1017 code for a protein of 338 amino acids. Lineage: Eukaryota; Metazoa; Arthropoda; Insecta; Diptera; Culicidae.
AUGGCCGUACUGAGGAAACACUAUGUAGAUGACUACCUCGACAGUUUCGAUACGGAAGAAGAGGCAAUUAAGGUUGCUUUAGACGUUAAGGAGAUACACACACGUGGAGGAUUCGAGAUAAGGAAUUGGCAUUCGAAUUCGAAAACCCUGCUGCAACGGGUCGAAGAGUCAAAUCAACUACAAGCGCAGGUUAUAAACGUCGCCGCGGAAAGUGAAGCGGAAAGAGUGCUGUGCUUUCACAGCCGAGCUGCAGUUGGACGGAAUCUCUCUGACGAAGCGAAAUAUCUUGCGCAGUGUCGAACGGUUAUCCAAGACACUUGGCGCAGCAAAGCCGAGUGGGACGACGAGGUGAUUGAAACGAUUCGGACGCGCUGGCAAAAAUGGAUGAACGGUGUGGGCCUGAUCAGACUCCAAAGGGCAUAUUUUCCCUGGUUUUCAGCCGCAGAAAUCGGGCCAAUUGAACUACACGUCUUUACCGACGCCAGCGAGGAAGCUUACGCGUCUACUGCUUACUUCCGGGCAGUGAUAAACGGUAACGUAUACGUGACGCUAGUUAUGGCUAAGGCAAAGGUGGCACCAUUAAAGGUUUUAUCAGUACCUCACCUGAAGCUGAUGGGUGCUCUGCUAGGGGCAAGACCGGCAAAGGCAGUCUUCGAAUAUCAUACGUUUCCUAUUUGUCGACGAAUAAUGUGGACUGACUCAGAAACAACCCUGGCUUGGAUUCAGUCCCAAUACUGCCGUUACAGACAAUUCGUAGCCUUUAGAGUAGGGGAGAUCCUUAGCAAGACGGAAGCAAUCGAGUGGAGGUGGCUCCCUUCACGACACAAUGUAGCUGGUGAAGCCACCAAGUGGGGAAAAGGUCCCAUUACCGAAGUCCAUUCGCGUUGGUUUCGCGGUCCGGACUUCCUAUGCUUGCCGGAAGUGGAAUGGCCGAAAAGGACAUCAAGGAAACCGCCGGAGACGGAGGAAGAGAUGCGACAAAUGGUUCGAAGAAGUGGAGCCGGUGAAGGUGAAUGA